Messenger RNA from Dendroctonus ponderosae (mountain pine beetle), 8495 nucleotides. RefSeq names its product protein son of sevenless (gene Sos). Gene Ontology annotation, molecular function: protein heterodimerization activity; structural constituent of chromatin; guanyl-nucleotide exchange factor activity. Lineage: Eukaryota; Metazoa; Arthropoda; Insecta; Coleoptera; Curculionidae. The transcript has 26 exons. The record is from RefSeq and is a predicted model, not a curated record. Gene Ontology annotation, cellular component: nucleosome; plasma membrane. The coding region runs from base 312 to 4373 and encodes 1353 amino acids. Gene Ontology annotation, biological process: Ras protein signal transduction; positive regulation of GTPase activity.
UUUUAUAUUACAAACAUGGCGAUAUCGACGAUUGACAAGUGAUUGUUUUGUGGUCUUGCUGGGAAUCGGUCGCAGAAAAGUGCAAUAAUAUUGUUUUCAAUGUUGGAAAUUAAACAAACGGGAGAAUGUGCAAUGUGACCUAAUCGAAAACGUGAUCUAAAUCGUUUUUUGUUGUGUUUUCGUUCAUGUGAAUCGGAUUUACCAUCGAAUGUUUCAGUUAUUUUUCUCCUCUUGAGAGAUGACAAUGGUGGUGCCAAAGGAGUGUUUCAUGAACCAGUGCUGAAUUUGCCAAUAAUUUUUCUCAGAUAAAUAUGAAUACGGAUUACGACUUUAACUCUGAAGAAAACGCAUCAAAAUGGAAGGGUCUUUUGACAGCUGCUCUGAAAAAAGUUUUGGAACAAGUUCAUCCGUCGUUAGGUGCGAGAGAAGAAGCUCUAGAUUACGUAGAGAGUUUGUGUCUUCGACUUCUGGGCAUGUUAUGUGCCAAACCUAGUCCACAUACUGUCCAGGAUGUUGAAUCACGCGUGGAGAACACCUUUCCUACACCCAUCGAUAGAUGGGCCCUUAAAGAAGCGCAAGAAGCUCUAGAAAGGGGAAAAAAGAAGUCAGUCCUUUUGUUACCCGUGGAUCGGAUUCAUAAUCUCCUGCAAAAGGAGCUGCUGUUGUACAAAGUUGAUUCGACAGUAUCAUUGUUUCUAGUCGCCGUCUUGGAAUAUAUAUCAGCAGAUAUACUGAAACUAGUCGGAAAUUACGCCAAAAAUAUCAAACAUGUUGAGAUUACGUACCAAGAUGUGCAGAUAUCCAUGAAAGUAGAUAAGGCCCUUAUGGACAUGUUCUAUCAGGAUGAAGGUGGAGGUAAUUUAAGCGAACGUUUAAGUGAGAAAUUAGUGUUAUCAGCACCGCGCACUAGUCUGACAUAUGAAGAAACAGUGAGAGAAUUAAUAGCUUCUGAAAAGGCUUACUUGAAAGAAUUGCAUAUGAUAAUUAAAGUUUUUAGAGAGGAAAUUAAGAAGCUAACAAAGGACCCAAAAGAUAUAGAGCACAUAUUUUCAAACAUUAUGGACAUUUAUGAAUUAACAUAUACAUUAACUGGUAGCUUAGAGGAUGUCAUGGAAAUGGCACAAGAACAAAUGCCGUAUAUUGGCACUUGUUUUGAAGAGCUAGCAGAAGCAAAGGAAUUUGAUGUGUAUUGCAAAUAUGGGCGAGAUGUAACAGAGCCAAGAUGUCGUCAAACUUUAUUAGAAUUAUUGUCGAGACAGCAAGCAACUGUUAAUACAGCUGGGCAAGGCAUGCCCCUGGCUCUAAAGUAUUAUUUACCAGCUUUGUUAACACAUCCAAUUUGGCAUUUUUUCUCCUACAUGGACUACAUUAGAUUAUUGAUUGGUUUAACCCCAGCGCCGGAAGAUAGAGAAAUGUUGACAGAAGUUCAGGGGAUGUUAAAACCUCUCAAAGAUGAAUUAACGCAUUGUGUACCGUCGCAACCGAAUCCUCGCGGAUCAGCUACAUUGAAUCAAGUUAAAACUAGACGCUCAGCUGCAAUAGAAAAAAUUCAAGAACUAGAAAAAAUAGUUGAGAACUGGGAUUCUAAAGACCUAGGGCAAUGUUGCAACGAAUUUGUCAGAGAGGAUGUACUGACUAAAGUUAGUCAGAAUCAGAAAAGACUGACUGAACGACGCGUGUUCCUUUUCGAUGGUUUGAUGGUUUUGUGCAAAACUUCAUCUCGAAGGCAAAGUUCUGUUCACCACACUCCUCAUACAUGUAGACUGAAAGAAAGGUUUUUUAUGAGAAAGGUUGAAAUUAGGGACCAUGAAGAUACUGAUGAGUUGAAACACGCUUUCGAAAUUAUACCUAGACAGACACCUAGUGUAAUGUUGUGUGCAAAGAGCCUGGAGGAAAAAAACUCCUGGAUGGCCGAUCUAGUCAUGUUAAAUAAUAGGUCUAUGUUAGAAAGAGUUCUAGAUAGUAUAUUGUCGAGGAUAGAGCAACAGCAUCCUUUGAAGUUGCCACCCCCGGAACUGUAUAAAUUUGCGGAACCCGAUAGUACUGAUAAUAUUCUUUUAGAACAGCUAGAAAAUGGUGGUGGUGUACCUUUAAUAAAGGGAGCUACAUUGUAUAAACUGGUAGAACGGCUUACGUAUCAUAUUUACGCAGAUCCAAAAUUUGUGCGUACAUUUUUAACCACCUAUAGGAGUUUUUGUUCUCCUACGACUUUAUUAAAUAUGCUUAUAGAAAGAUUUCAUAUUCCUGAUCCGUCAAAGGUGUAUGAGCAGGACCCUUGUGAUACAGAUAAAAUACAAAAAAGUAAUCAAAGAGAAGAUUGGAAAAAAUAUAGGAAAGAAUAUUGUCAGCCCGUGCAAUUUAGGGUAUUAAAUGUUGUCCGACACUGGUUAGAUCAUCAUUUUUACGAUUUUGAAAGAGAUCCAGAAUUGUUGCAAUUAUUAGAAGACUUUUUAGAAUCAGUUGGUAGCCAAAACAUGAAAAAGUGGGUAGACAGCGUCAAAAAGACAAUUAAAAGAAAGAAAGAAAAUGAUACGCAGCGGCACAAAAAUGCCUUUGUCGAACGGCCUCCACUUAUCGAGUGGCACAUACAUUGCAACGAGGAAGAGUAUGGAUUACUAACAUUACAUCCGUUAGAAAUUGCUCGACAGUUGACCAUUAUAGAAUUUGAUUUGUAUCGGAUGAUUAAGCCAAGUGAAUUAGUAGGCACGGUCUGGACCAAGAAGAACAAAGACUUGACUAGUCCAAAUUUACUAAAAAUGAUUAAACACACAACAAAUUUUACCAGGUGGUUGGAGAAGAAUAUUGUAGAGGCCGAUAAUUUUGAGGAGAGGGUGGCAAUUGUGAAUAGGAUAUGUGAAAUUAUGAUAGCUUUAAAUGAAAUGAAUAAUUUUAAUGGCGUACUUGCAAUUAGUUCUGCAACUCAAUCCGCUGCUGUCCAUCGUUUGCGGUUUACGUUUCAGGCAAUCACGCAACACUAUAAGAAAAUAUUAGAUGAAUGCAGUAAGGUCGAUGAUCAUUUCAAAAAAUAUCAAGAAAAGCUUAGAUCUAUUAAUCCUCCAUGUGUACCAUUUUUAGGAAUGUACUUAUCUAAUAUUCUUCACAUAGAAGAAGGAAAUCCUGAUUAUUUACCGGGAACUCAAUUGAUAAAUUUUUUCAAACGGCGAAAAGUGGCAGAAAUAACCGGUGAAAUACAGCAAUAUCAAAAUCAGCCGUAUUGCUUUAAAGUGGAGCCACAAAUAAGAAAUUUUCUUGAGAAUCUCAAUCCGUUUGCGGAUAUGUCCGAUACAGAUAUUCAAAACUAUCUAUACCAAAAAUCGAUGGAAAUUGAACCUAGAGGUUGUAGGCAGUUGCCAAAAUUCCCAAGAAAAUGGCCUCAGUUGAAUUUGAAAAGCCCUGGAAUUAAGCCCAAAAGAAGUGCUGGCAGUGUAGUGGCAAAUGCUGUAAAUACAAUGAGCUCUACAAUCAAAAGUGAUGACAGUAAAAGCGAGGACUCUUCAAAAAGUGACAAUGAUUUCAGUGUAUUUGCUCCGGUUCAAUUAGGUACCGGGCAAAGCAGUCCUACACUAAGUCCAAACUCUCCAGCAGCUGCUUCGAAUUCCAGAAUACCCUGGUUUACACACACACGUAGCCCCAGUGUUAGCUCGGUGAUAUCUACGGCCUCUUAUAGACCUGCAAGGACUUCUGAAAGUGGCUCGAGCUUUUCUGUGCACUUAUCUCAUCGUCAUAGCCAUUCUACAAGUUCGACAGGGGCACCGAACAGCCCUGGAGCACCCCACACCCCUACUUCGCCUCAUCCACCUUCGUCCGCCGAACCAAACAGCCCAAGAUUGCCCCCGACACCGCCUCCACUUCCUCCAAGGCGUAGGAAAGACAGUCCCGAAAUUAAUUCACCUCAACAGGCGAAGCAAGCAGCCGAUGCCCCUCCGUUGCCCCCUAAAGACCAGUCACCGCCCCCUUUACCACCUCGUCGUGAACCCGGUGUGUCACCCAAUCAGCCUCCCGUUGGAUUUCACUCACACACUCUCCCUCACCCCGGUCACUAUUCGCAUUCGCAUUCGCACUCUGGCCACGCCCCUGCUGUUGCCCCACGUUUAAGGCCUACGCACGAGAGCCAACUUCACAUGCGUAGACACGCCCACAUUACACCGAGAACGAGUAUUCAGAUACUGCAAACAGCCAAUAGAGGAGUCAGCGUUCCUCCCGCCACAUCUCCGGCCAAACCACCUACGAUAUCGCCGCGUUACGGGUCAGGCAGUACAAGUGAGUCAAGUUCAGGUCAAAUCACACCUCAACUGCCUCCAAGACCUGCCGUUCGUUCUGCGGGCAUGACCUAUGGAACCAUGUUUCAGUACCCAAGUACUACCAAUACUUAGGUGAAAUGGGUAUUUUCAUGCUUCUUUAUCGACCUUUCAGAAGUUUCUUGAAACAGGGCCAGGUUCAGUUGAAUGUAAGUUUUUAAAACAUUCCAUUAAAAAAGUGAUUUAACUUUUUAAAUGCAAACUGAUUCUUAUCCGGUUGAUUCAAAAAUUUAAUAUUUUAUCCGGCGACUUUAAGUUGAAAUGCUGUUGGUUCUUUAUUGGGCAUAUGUGAUUUGAUUAGUCGAUUGCUAUAGGUAAACUUUGCAAUGGUGGUAAUGUUUUUUUUAUUGUGCAAUAUUAAAUUUUAUUUUUUGCGUAAUCUUAUUAUUUAGCUACUAAAAAUAAAUUGCAGGAAUGUUUGUGAGUGAUUAUAUACAAGUGGAAUAUGAUACCAAACCGCCUUUUUGCACAUCAAAUGUUGACUUAGUGUGUAAUAAGACUAGUACUCAGUGUGGGUUAGUGUUGUUAUAUGUGCUGUUAUUUUGUAGAACGCCCUGUUUUUACAACAUUUGCUGAUCAUUCAAGCAUUUGUUUGUAUUUUAAUCCCAUUUUUUCAUAGCGGAAAAGUUAUGGGAUUCAUUUUAGUUCUUUCUGUUAUGUUUGUAUGCAACUCUUCGGUAAUAUGCAUAGCGUUUUACCACUUUAUAUAAUAACCAGCAAAAUAGGUUAUAAUAUAAAGUGAUUAUUAUAAAUUAGUGAAGUAAAAUUGAAGUUGAACCAGCAAGUUCAACUACCGAUAGUGGCGCGGCGAAACGUCAGAUUACUCGGUCUUUUUUGUUGCAUUUUUGUCGUUGCAGCCGUAAAAUAUUUGAACAUUUUCUGUGUUUGUCGAGUUUUUUAAUAGAGGAAAUUAACUUAUAUAAUAAAUUGUUAAAAAAAAAUUGUCAAAAUAAUUAAUCAUUAUUAAUAAAAUGUUAAAAUACAACCAACGCGGAAUAAUAGUGUUAUAACUUCAAACUUAGUCUUAGUAGAUGCUUCAGUUACCAGAUUUGAACAUGAAAACAUAUUUUGCCAUCGGUGCCAUUAUUGUUUAAUAUCCAUAAUAUGACAACACUGAUCUACAAUACUAAUUACGUUUCUUAUUUUCAUUAAAAAAAUCACUGUUUGAAAUUAAAGAAAAAAUGCUUUACUGUUGAGAUUGAUUAAGGAAGUAGUAAACAAAUAAUUAUUAAGCCGCAUUUCUCCAAAAUACUCAAUAUAAUGCAUGAACUAAUUAAGAAUAAAUUAAUAUACUGUUUGUCUAAGUAGUGUGAUUUGAGAACGACAAUUGUACAGAUUACUUGCGGGAUGUGAUAACACAAAGUCAUUUGCAUGCCAAUUGUUUUACUUGCAAAUUGUUUAAAAGGGUAUAAGUAUAAGUUUUUCAGCUUGUGCUAAUUUGAUUAGUUAAUCAACAGUUUCUCGGCGUUGAAACGAUAGAAAAAUUAAACUAAAAUGCUUAACAACUUUCACAAAAUUUAUUAUAUUAUGAAAAAGAUUUGUAAAAUCAACCAUAUUUCACCCAGUGUUUGUAGAAGGUUAGAAAGUGUACACUUGUUGCGUGUUUUUUUGAACUAUACAUGACGCUUAUUCUAGAAAUCGAUACGCUUCUAAUCAGGAAUAACACGUUUGCAGAGAAGAUUCAAAAUAAUGUAAACAAUGUAAAGAAUUAUAAUUAAUGGCGGUUUUCAUUUACCACGCCGAUUUUUUAAAUGUUAGACAUUUUGAUCAGUCUAGAAUUAUUUACUAUUAAUUAAGUCAUGGAUGGAAAAUAAGUAAAUCACAAUGAGACUUUUUUUUAACAGCUGGCGGGCUUGAAUCUUUUUGCAAACACUUUUUUGUUAUCAGUACAAAAAAAAAUUCUAAAUACUGUGUAUAAAUGCGUGCAUUAACUUUUAACUGUAACUCGAGGUCGUGAUGAAAUAAGUGACUCCAUGAAUUUGUCGCACCUGUGAAAAGAAAUUUAUAUAUUUUCAUAAUAAAAUUCAUUAUUUUUUCUUGGACGUCAGAAUACAGAACAGUACAUUACAAAAUGAAUGUACGAACGAAUUGAAUAUAAUCUAUCCUAAAUUAAAUUUUACAGGUGGAUUCAAAUUAGUGGAUCACAAUAAAGGUAAUAGAAUAUGUAAAUAAUGAGGAUGAAAAGAGAUCUAAAAUUAGAAUCAGCAGUUUCAGUUAUCAAGAAGUCAUAUAGAUAAAUUUGAUAGAAAUGAAUUAUAUAGAUGCUUUCAAUAACAAAUUAUUUAAGGGAAAGUUUUAGUACAGCCAUUAAUCUUUAAAAGUAUUCAAUGACCUAUGGAUACACGUUGUGUAUAUAUUACUAUGUAUAUCAGUCAAAUACGGCUAAUGUACUGACUUUAGCCUCAUAUUUUUGUUUAGAACAAUAUUAUAAUGCAAAAAUUCUAAAUGUAUCCUACACGUAAAUUAAGAUAAGUUGUAGAUACAUAACACUAAAAGUGUAAUAUUUUCUUAUCUAGAUGUUCAUCAAAUGAUAACAUUGUAGAAUGGGUGGUCCGAAAAUAUCAUUCUUUACAAAUAUGAUAUACAAAUCUUCUCCUAGUGGUUAACUCACAAAGGUAUAUAAAGUCCGAAUAUAUCAAAUUUUGCCUUCGUUACAAUAAGUGUCUGAACAAUGGGUUUCAGCAUUUGUCAUCAUCGUUUUUUUUUGUCAGACACGUUCGUAAUAUUUGUUGUUACGCUCGGCGUAUUUUUUACCGCACUCAAUAAAUUCUAAAUUAUCUGCAAAUACUUUAUUCAUUAGCAGCUUAAUACUGUUAAAGAUUAACAUAAAUUAAUAGUUUCCAUUCGAAAUUUUUCAGUUUAGAAUUAUUUAGCUUUUUAUCAGUUUGCUUUCGUUUAAUAUUGCCACCUUCGACAUGUUCUUUAUCAUCAGAAAGUUGAAACGCUUGAUUAUACGGUUGGCUCUAAAAUUUUAAGAAAUUAUAAGUUACCUUACGUGUCGUUACGCCUAUACAUGCAUACAUCAAUAAUUGAUAUUUUCUAAGUAAAAUAUUGUAUAAUUUGAGCGUGCAGGAGUUAGAAAUUAAGUAAAUUAUAUUGGACAUUUUUCUAAGAUCCGUGAGCAUAUUUUGAACGAGUAUGUAUUCCGUUAUAGACUAUAAUUGGUUUACACAAAUUAGCGUUCGAAUGUUGUUUGAUUUUACGCCCGUUUCUGUUAUGUAUAAUCAAGGUACUGGUGGCUUUGACUUUAUAUAUUUUCCGAUUUCAAAAAUUACUUUUUGUGUUUUUAUAAAAAAAGUAUAUAUACUUGUAAUCUGUUCGUAUUUUUUUGUUCAAAUAUUUUUUGUCUGGAAAUAUUUUUCAUUUUGAGCAAUAGCCUGAUUCCAAAAAUAAGUUGAUAUUGGAAUGGAAUAUUCCAAUCUUGAACUACAUCUUGAGGAUUCAGAAUAUGAUCGCAGAUCUUAUAGAUUAUUAAAUUAAAUAACCCCUUGUACAUAUUUUGUAUAUAAAUGUGUCAUGUAUUGUAGAUGCCAAACGUUUGAUUUGUGGUUGUGGUCUUGAAUGUUUGCUUGGUCAUAGAUGUACAGAAUGUAUCAAUUUGAAUUUGAAACAUCACAAUAAUUUGCAGUGCUAUAAGGAACAAUUAAGUAUUACUUGUUAUUAUGAAAAUAAGUAGUAGCUAUAUAACUAUCGAGACCGCAAUGUGAAAUAUUACUCCCUACAACUAUAACGUAUGGAAUUGUAAAAAUAUUUUCCAGUUUGUAACAGAAAACACAAAGGAAUUGUUAAAGUUUGCAAUGUGGUUCAAAUGGCAUUCUAUUCGAUAUUUGUUAUUAACUGAAUAUUUAUUUGUAUCUUUUGUAAAUUAGCAAAGUUUAUUUGUCUGAAUAUUUUAUCGAAAUUAGAUUCAAAGGUGAUGACACAAUUGUAUUUUGAAGCACAUUGCAUCAAACCCUAGAUUGUUUUAAACUUUUUUUGUUUAUAUUGUUGGAAGCUUUUCUCCUCAAAAGUUAUGAAUAUACAAGAAGUUGGAUAUUUUUAUCUAAAAACCGGAGAAAAUCUUCCACAUUUUGUUUUAAUAUAAAUUGAUUUUUUUUUAAUCUGUGAUAGUAGAAUGAGGACCAUGUUUGUAAAAAUAAUUAAAAUAUAUUAUAUGCCCUUUAAUUAAGUACAAUUAAAUGUAUCAAUGUAUUGAAA